Dracunculus medinensis (Guinea worm) is the source of this 972-nucleotide messenger RNA. The record is from the annotation of a GenBank genome assembly. NCBI's taxonomy places the organism in Eukaryota, Metazoa, Nematoda, Chromadorea, Rhabditida, Dracunculidae.
AUGGUUAUUGGCGGUGCAACGCUAAGAUUAUCGACGGGAAAUGAUAUGCCAGCAGUUGGCCUCGGCACUUGGCUCUCGAAACCGGAUGAGGUUCGCAAUGCGGUCUGUUGGGCAAUCGAGGUUGGUUAUCGACUUAUCGAUACGGCACAUAUUUACGGGAAUGAAGAAGCAAUUGGCGAAGCUUUAGCACAAUCUUUCAAAGCUGGAAAGAUUAAAAGAGACGAUAUUUUUAUCACUACAAAGCUGUGGUGCACUCAUAAUCGGCCCGAAUUUAUGGAGGAACAAAUGAAAGAAUCGCUUAGAAAAUUAAAACUUGAUUAUGUCGAUCUCUAUCUUGUUCAUAUGCCGGCAACUUUCGAUCGUGAAAUGAAAAAAUUCGACGAAACAAUUACUGUUGAGGAUAUAUGGAAGGGAAUGGAGGCACUUUUUGAUAAGAAAUAUACAAAAGCCAUUGGCGUGUCGAAUUUCAACCUUGAACAAUUAAAAAGAGUCCAGAAAAUCGCAAAAGUACCGAUUCACAAUGUUCAAAAUGAAUGUCAUUUAUAUCUACCACAAAAUGAAAUAAUUGAAUAUUGUAAGAAGAACAAUAUAACUUUUACUUCAUAUGCUUCUAUCGGUUCAGGUGGUCGCUCAGAAGCGCAACUUCCCAAUUAUAAAUUGACUUGGGCAUCUGCACCGAAUUCAAUGGAAGAAGCAAGUGUUAAGAAAUUUGCAGCAAAGUACAAGAAGAGUAGUGCUCAGAUUUUACUCCGUUAUUUACUUCAGCGUGGCAUCGCAGUUAUACCAAAGAGCAUUAAUAAAGAACGAAUUAAAGAAAAUUUCGAUAUUUUCGAUUUUCAACUAAGCGGCGAUGAAAUGAAAGAAAUGGAGGCCAUCAAAACGCGUGCACGAUUGUUCUAUCAAGAUUUCAUGGUUGGCCAUCCAGAAUAUCCAUUCACAGGUGAAGUCAAUCCAGGAUACAAGCAAGAUUGA